CAGCCGGAGGGCGCUCUGGCAGCCCGCUGCGCUUUCUCCCGAUGGCCCGCUACGUGGACGUGCGUGUGUCUGGUUUCCAAGAAUUCAACCAGGCUGUAGAGCAGCACAAGGGCAAGACCAUUUUCGCCUACUUUACGGGAUCUAAGGACGCCGAAGGGAAAAGCUGGUGCCCGGACUGCGAGCUGGCUGAACCAGUUGUUCUAGAUGGCCUGAAGCAUAUUGGUGAAGGAUGUGUGUUCAUCUACUGCCAAGUAGGAGAAAGACCUUAUUGGAAAGAUCCAAAUAAUGACUUCAGAAAACAGUUGAAAGUAACUGCAGUGCCAACACUACUUAAGUAUGGAAAACCUCAAAAACUGGUAGAAUCUGAGUGUCUUCAGGCCAGCCUCGUGGAGAUGAUAUUCUCUGAAGAAUAGAUUUGAGAAAUUGGAUCUUGAUUUUUAACUUUGCUUUAGAAAUGGGGUGCUUGUUUCUUAAGUAAAUAACAUGUUAAAGAAAGUUGGUGUAUGUCUAAACAAAAGUGUACUACUAAAAUGCUCAUGAGGUAGGGGGUGGGGGAUAGAGAGGGAAGGGGAUUUCGGGUGUAAAUGAUGAAGGUGGGAGGAGGAAGGAGCACUAGAACAGAUAGUGAUUGCACACCGCAUACUCUAAUAUUGAUGUGGUAAUAACUGUCCAAUGCCCCUUGAUAAGAUUGAACAAUACAACUAUUGUGUAAUAUAUAAAUUAUGUGCCAAUAAAAUUGUUGAAAAACUAA
Messenger RNA from Echinops telfairi (small Madagascar hedgehog), 751 nucleotides. RefSeq names its product thioredoxin domain containing 17 (gene TXNDC17). The record is from RefSeq and is a predicted model, not a curated record. The transcript has 4 exons. Gene Ontology annotation, cellular component: cytosol. Lineage: Eukaryota; Metazoa; Chordata; Mammalia; Afrosoricida; Tenrecidae. The coding region runs from base 42 to 413 and encodes 123 amino acids. Gene Ontology annotation, molecular function: protein-disulfide reductase [NAD(P)H] activity.